AUGGUAACGGGUGGGGAUUCCCGCGCGAGUGCACCGUUCGAACGCGACGCCCGCCAAACGAUCGUGUCACGUAUAUGGGAAUAUCCAUCCAAGAUGGGUAAGAUUAUGAAGCCAGGGAAGGUGGUGCUGGUCCUCAGUGGCCGGUACGCAGGCCGUAAGGCAAUCGUGGUGAAGACCUACGAUGAAGGCACUUCUGAGAAGCCAUACGGACACGCUUUCGUUGCCGGCAUUGACAGAUAUCCACGAAAAGUUCACAAGAGGAUGGGCAAAAACAAAAUACACAAGCGCUCCAAGAUAAAGCCUUUUGUUAAGGUUGUCAACUACAAUCACUUGAUGCCUACUCGGUAUUCAGUUGACUUCAGCUUUGAAAAGUUAAGCGCCAAGGACCUUAAAGACCCUGCAAAACGCAAGAAGCUCCGUUUCAACACCCGUGUGCGUUUCGAGGAGAGAUACAAGAGCGGAAAGAACAAAUGGUUCUUCCAAAAGCUUAGGUUC
Molecule: messenger RNA, 495 nt
Organism: Iphiclides podalirius (scarce swallowtail)
Lineage: Eukaryota; Metazoa; Arthropoda; Insecta; Lepidoptera; Papilionidae
Source: the annotation of a GenBank genome assembly